CUGGAAUCUUGGCCUUUCAACGGCAUACCAACUCGCGUUGGAGGGCUAUCGAAAUGUAGUCGUUGUCGAUCGCCACAUGCCCCCAGUUCCGGACGGCUCUAGUUCUGAUAUCUCCCGUGUCGUUCGGUUCGACUAUGCAGAUGAUGACUACCUCGAGCUUGCCUAUGAGGCUUAUUUGAAAUGGCGCGACAACCCCCGCUACAAGGGCAUUUUCUACCCCGCUGAAUACAUCCUGGUUGGCAAAACGAGCCCCUACGGACAGGAUUGGAUCACGAAAACAACGGCUGCACUUGAUCGGAUGAAGAUGCCCUGGUACAAGCUUGAAAGUGCAGCUUCUACCAAGAAGCAGUUCCCUGCUGUCACUCAACUCCGCGAUGACUGCUUUGAACUCGGUGUAUCAUUUAUUUGCGGUCGUGGAGGGACCGUAGUUGGAUUUGAAACUGACUCUCGCAAAGCUAUUAAAGCAGCUCGAACCCUGACCGGCAGUCGCAUUGAAGGAGACCAUUUUAUACUAUCAGCAGGUGCUUGGACGUCAGGCCUGGUACCCAUGUAUAAUUCGACUCUGUCGACCGCGCAAGUGCUGGGUUAUAUUCGGCUUACGCCCGCUGAGAUGGAGAAGUUCAAGAAUCUGCCAAUUUACUCCAACUUUUCGACUGGAUGGUUCAAUUUCCCCCCCUCAUGA
This is a messenger RNA of Penicillium daleae, 682 nucleotides long. RefSeq lists its product as uncharacterized. Gene Ontology annotation, molecular function: flavin adenine dinucleotide binding; sarcosine oxidase activity; L-pipecolate oxidase activity. Bases 77 to 682 code for a protein of 201 amino acids. Lineage: Eukaryota; Fungi; Ascomycota; Eurotiomycetes; Eurotiales; Aspergillaceae. The record is from RefSeq and is a predicted model, not a curated record. The transcript is spliced from 3 exons.